This is a messenger RNA of Caenorhabditis elegans, 331 nucleotides long. Lineage: Eukaryota; Metazoa; Nematoda; Chromadorea; Rhabditida; Rhabditidae. The record is from the annotation of a RefSeq genome assembly.
AUGCAAUCACAAGACCCUGUUUAUUCUCAAAACGACCCCUUGUUGUUAGGAAACUCAAAUAGCUCCCAACAAAAAGAUAAUUGGAAAACAAUAGCUAAGAUAGCUACAGUAUUAAUUGGAAUCCUGUUCGUAGCAUCGCCAAUUGUUUUUGGAGUAUCCGGAGUUGUUGGAAAAAAUAAUGAACACAAACACGGUACGCAUGUUAAAAAAUUAAUAUUACCAAGACCGCAACCAAUCCGUUGAUAGUACACAAUGUGGGCACUUUCUCAGUUUCAGUUAUUCAAAGACCUAUUGGAUCACGCACCAACGAAACUACACCGUCAAUUUAAAU